CGCAUCGCGCUGAUAAAGACGCGUCGCGUCGCGUCUCUCAGGGAGGCGGUGAGAUGAGCGCACUUUGAACUGAGACUCGCAAUGACAUUCGGCUCUUUGAGGCUCAGUGUCAUGGUAAACAGUCUGAGGACCCUGUGCUUGAGAAAAGCAUGAAUUCAUUGGAAACGAGAGUCUACUUUUGAAGAACCGCCUGCCGGCAGUGCAUUCUGGAGGCAUGUGCAGUCCUCUGAGCGGUAAGCAGCAGCCGGCUGGCCCGGGCCUCACAGAUCUGCAGCUGUACAGUCAGUGGCUGGCCAGUAGACAUGAGGCCAGCCUGCUGCCCAUGAAGGAAGACCUGGCGCUCUGGCUCUCCAGUAUGCUGGGUGUGGAAAUCACAGCCGAGAGCUUCAUGGACAGGUUAGAUAACGGAUUCCUGUUGUGUCAGCUGGCUGAGACUCUGCAAGAGAAGUUCAGGCAAAAUGAAUCCGAUGUGAGUUCACCAGAAAAGUCGAUCCCCAGUCGCAGGAUUCCUUGCCGAGCCAAUGCCGCGUCUGGUUCCUUUUUCGCCAGGGAUAACACAGCCAACUUCCUGUCAUGGUGUCGAGAGGUGGGCGUAGGUGACACCUGUCUGUUCGAGUCAGAUGGGCUUGUGUUACACAAACAGCCAAGAGAAGUGUGUCUGUGCCUGCUGGAGCUGGGAAGAAUAGCAUCCAGGUAUAAGGUAGAGCCACCUGGUCUUAUAAAGCUGGAGAAAGAGAUUGAACAGGAAGAGAAGAGACCUGAACCUCCACUGUCUCCUGUACCUCCCGCUUCCAAUUCUCAAUCUCCAUCCGUUUCUCCGUCCAUCUCGUUAUCUAUCUCUCCAUUCAACAAGACCAACUCCAGCAAAAAAAGUACCGGCAAGCUACUGGAUGAUGCUGUGAAGCACAUUUCUGAAGAUCCACCUUGUAAGUGCCCAAAUAAGUUCUGCAUAGAGCGACAAUCGCAGGGCCGUUACCGCGUUGGAGAGAAAAUGCUUUUCAUCAGAAUGCUGCAUAAUAAACAUGUGAUGGUGCGUGUUGGUGGAGGCUGGGAGACGUUUGAGAGCUACCUGCUAAAGCACGACCCAUGCCGCAUGCUCCAGAUCUCGCGUGUGGAAGGCAAGAUCUCGCCCAUCUCUGGAAAAUCUCCAAACAUCAAAGACCUUGCGCCUGACAGCUACCUGGUAGUGGCGGCCCACUACAAAAGCAAGAAGUAAAGAAGAAAUGUACUAAUGAAACAAAGACUUUUAAUGUAACUUUGAAGCACAGCUCACUGGCUAGCCGUUGUAGAUGCCACAAGGACAUGCCAACUUCCAUUGGCUUCUAAAACUAACUAGUGUUUAAAGGAGAAAACUAAUUUUAACACACAACAAUGACAGUGUAGAUCAGCUAGUUUGACAAUGUAUAACUAAGAUACUGAGCGAACUGGAAUACAGAAUCAAGGUUGUUUUAUUUGUAUACCAUUUUCUUAAUCCUGACAAAUGAAAUCGCUGGAUGAAUUCAAAUAUUCACUUCUACACUGGCUAUUCCUUUUAGUGCUUCAUUUGCUAACGAUAUUAAUAAUUUGUAUGGGGGUACUAGUAUUUUCUUUUGAUGUCAUGAUAUAUAUUUUCUGGCAUUUAUUGUGUUUAAAUGUGAUGGCCUUGCUGUUUUGGAGAAUGGAAUCUAAUCAGCCAACCAUGUGGCUGAACAGACCCAUAAAGCAUGAAGACAUGA
Molecule: messenger RNA, 1715 nt
Organism: Rhinichthys klamathensis goyatoka
Lineage: Eukaryota; Metazoa; Chordata; Actinopteri; Cypriniformes; Leuciscidae
Gene: gas2a
Product: growth arrest-specific protein 2
Exons: 8
Coding region: 215-1216 (333 amino acids)
Biological process (GO): actin crosslink formation
Cellular component (GO): actin filament
Molecular function (GO): microtubule binding; actin filament binding; cytoskeletal adaptor activity
Source: RefSeq, a predicted model, not a curated record